This is a messenger RNA of Prorocentrum cordatum, 654 nucleotides long. The record is from the annotation of a GenBank genome assembly. Lineage: Eukaryota; Dinophyceae; Prorocentrales; Prorocentraceae.
AUGGAGGCGCCUCAGACUCGCCGGGGAGACAUUCGCGCCGACCACUCUGGGCUCCCCGAGGAGGUGCUGCGAGCGCGCAUGCAGGUGCGAGGGCAGCUGCGCGGGGAGCUCGAGGACCAGUCUUUGAGGCAGCUGCGCAGCUGCGCCGAGAAGUUUGUGCUGAAGGAGGCGGGCGACGCGCUCCGGAGGCGGGGCGCCCUCGCGGCGGGUGACGUGGAGGACGCGGACCCCGCGCUGCCGGAGGGCGCGCAGGCCGCGGCCAUGGCCUCGCUCCUAAGGAUGCGGCAGCACCGCCACCUGAGCGACUCGUUGCGGCGCCAGUUCCAGGACGCGGUGCGCGCCGGCGCGGCGGUUGAGGGCGGGCUGGCGGAUGCGAGCGAUGCUCGCACCACGGCGCGCAGCGCAGUGCAGCCCCGCGCUGAGCCUGGCGCGCUGAAUCUGCCGAACGGGCGCCUGGUGCUCGGGCUCCCCCGCCGUCACGCCUUCCAGUACCGGCGCCGCCAGGGCCAAGCGGGCCACCAGCGGGCCAAGCAGGCCGCGAUAUUCCGCUGCGUGCCGCGCGCGCUCGCCGUCGAGCUGCAACUCGAGCGUCUGCACCUGGCCUUCAGCGCCACGACGCGGCUCAGGGCGGCCGCCUGGCGGCGCUCUGGCUGA